UGUGUACACACACGUAUACAUUAUUUGGCAUAUUAUUAAGUUUAGUUGAUCGAUCGAUGGUUUCAAAUAUCCAAAACAUAACAACAAAUUUCUACAUUAUUGAUAUUUAGAACAUUUACGUUGCGUAAAUAUGUAUAUAAUAAUUUACAUUCUGAAAUUAAACGAGUUAAAGCUGAUCUUUUAUUUCUCUCUUAUUAUUACUAAACUGAAUAAUUUAUUUUUGUGUAGGCUGGAUUGGGUGCGGUAUUCAAGACUAUAAUAGUGGAUCCAGAAAGGCCAGACAUUGUGUAAAUGAAAUAAUACAGAGUAAUAAUUAAACACAAAUGAAAAGUUAUUAAAAUCAUAUAACAGAAAAUUUGAUAACAUAUAAAAGUCUUUAUUCUCUCUCUCUCCUUCCCUCGGUCUCUUUUUUUCAAGUUUGCGAACAAAGUUCUUUUUGAAAAAAGAAAAAGGCAAACCUUUAAAGUUAUUUGCUUCUAAUAGCUUGAAUAUUUUAUAUGACAUUACACGACGGUUUAUUCAGCGAGCUGAGACCAACAAAACUAACAAAAGCAUACAUGUUGGCGGCGGCUUACUGUUCGACGUUCGGCGGAAUUGGAACACUAGUGGGAACCGGAACAAACCUGACUUUCAAAGGAAUCUAUGAGAGCAUUUUCCCUGAAGCUGAGGGAAUUUCCUUUACGUCUUGGAUGAUCGCGUCCUUCCCGCAAAUGGUCUGCAAUUCUUUCCUGACGUGGUUGUACAUACGUAUCGCUUACAUGGGCUAUCUGAGACCGCAAAGCAAAGACGCUCAAUUAGCUACGAUCGGACCGGAAGGUGAAGCCGUAACAAAUCAAGUAAAAUAAUGAAAUGACGCAAAUG
Ooceraea biroi (clonal raider ant) is the source of this 861-nucleotide messenger RNA. Its product is annotated as protein I'm not dead yet-like. NCBI's taxonomy places the organism in Eukaryota, Metazoa, Arthropoda, Insecta, Hymenoptera, Formicidae. Gene Ontology annotation, biological process: transmembrane transport; succinate transport; citrate transport. Gene Ontology annotation, cellular component: plasma membrane. The record is from RefSeq and is a predicted model, not a curated record. Gene Ontology annotation, molecular function: succinate transmembrane transporter activity; citrate transmembrane transporter activity.